Amaranthus tricolor (Joseph's coat) is the source of this 1513-nucleotide messenger RNA. RefSeq lists its product as uncharacterized. The transcript has 3 exons. The record is from RefSeq and is a predicted model, not a curated record. The coding region runs from base 488 to 946 and encodes 152 amino acids. Gene Ontology annotation, cellular component: trans-Golgi network; Golgi membrane. Gene Ontology annotation, biological process: Golgi to endosome transport; Golgi to plasma membrane protein transport; protein localization to Golgi apparatus. NCBI's taxonomy places the organism in Eukaryota, Viridiplantae, Streptophyta, Magnoliopsida, Caryophyllales, Amaranthaceae.
CUUCCUCUUUAUUCGUCUUCCCGAAUCCCACAUUGCACACCACCAUCCUCUCUUUCUAGCUUUUCUCCCUUUCCUCUUUCGGUCUACUCAUAAUUACACCCCAAACCCUAAAAUUAAUUCUCACUGAUCCCUAAAUCUCACCCGAUUUUCCAACUUCCCAGAUCACUUCAUCAUUAAAUUUUUCUGUCUACAAUACCAAAUUUCUCAUCUUUUCACAUCAGAUUCGUCAAUCCUUCCCAAAAGGUUUAAUUUUGAAUUGUGGGUUCAAACAAACCUUAACUUUUCCGAACUGGGUCAAUCAAAAUCGACCAUUCAAAAGAUAAUCGCAUCAGAUUCAUCAACUCUUGCCGAUAGAUUCAAUUUUGAUUCAUGGGUUUUAACAAUCCUUAAUUUUAUCUACCUGAGUGAACCAACAUUCUCCAUUAUAAUAAAAACCAUUGUGAUUAUUGACUAAAAGAGUUGAUCUUGUUAAAUCAAAAAGAGAGUCAUGUUUUAUGGAGCAGUGGUGUGGGACCCAUGGCUAAUUGUAGCUCAAAUAGUGUGUUUGCAAUGUUUGUAUUAUGUUACUCUAGGAAUAGUAUUUGGUGUUUUGGUGGGUACUAGGGUGUCCAGAAUGAGUCUCUUCUAUUUCUUCGAUUUUGCCGCGGUUACUGCUUCUACUAUCACUGGUUGGUGUGUGAUUGGUGCCUUUUUCCUCUCUUCCCUUGCUGGAGCUGGUUACUUACUUUUUCUGGUAGAGAGGGCGAAAAAGUGCUUAGAUUUCUCGGCAACUCUCUAUAUUAUCCAUCUCUUCAUUUGCGUUGUAUAUGGUGGAUGGCCUUCGACAUUUACAUGGUGGAUUGUUAACAUCACUGGACUUGCAAUUAUGGCACUGCUUGGUGAAUAUUUGUGCAUAAAACGUGAACUGCGGGAGAUUCCUAUUACGCGUUUUCGUCCAAAUGUAUGAUUGACCCGAGAAUCUCGUCGAGCUUGAGGAAUUAUUUUCUUUUUUUUUUCAACUCGUAAUUGGUGGGCUUGCUGUCAAGAAGCUCAUGGGAGGAAGCAAUUAUAUAUUGAUUAUGUGGUAAUAUUUGGCGAGGCAAGGAAGAAUUGACUGUAGUACAUUUUCGUGGUGCUUUUAUGAUCUUGAUUGAUUCUACAUGGGAGCGGCAAUUAUUUGGAGUCAAAGGCGAAUAUGUAGAAACAUAAAGCAUUGAUUGUUUCUAGGUAUGCAUACCUUUCCGAAAACUUGUAUAAAUUCUAGCCAGCUUCCUUACACUCGUGAUUGUUCAAUUUCUGACAUUAGAAAGAAAUUUUUUAAAUGAAAUCUGAAAAAUGGAUGUAGUGCUUGUUCAAUUUCUGACAUUAGAAAGAAAUUUUUGUUUUGAUCAUUAGCGCUGCUGACAUGAACGUUUGUGUAACAUUCAUCCGUGUCACUGUUUGUGUGCACUCGUGUGUCCUGGGCCUCUUGGCCGCACAAUCGUACUUUAUGUUCAUGCGAUGCGCACCUAUAUGUAAUGAUUUGUUUGUGUGA